GAGACGAACAGGUCGGUCCGGUGGUUCGAGUCAAGCAAAACUACUAAAGAAUGGCGAGUGGGCGGGCGAUAUUUCGUCGUUGCGUUUUCAUUAUCACGUCCAGAAGCCAGAAGGAAAAGGAAAAGGAAAAGAUCAGUCCGUCUUCCUCCUCUCCUAUUUUCUGCUUCUCUUUCCUAAUUUAAUGCCUCGGAGUCCUGGCAUUUAAGGACGGUUUUCGUCGCCUUGUUUCGUUUUCUGUUGGUCUCGACUAGGGUUAGGGUUAGUGUUUAAGUUUUCGGGCUAGAUCCUCAGACCUCAGUUCUCUUUCUUUAUUAUCCAUCUUCUUCUGCUCGUGCUGCUUCAACAGCUGCUGCAGUGACAGGAGAAUGAAAGAGUCGAACGUGGAUCUUUUCGAUCCUCGAACAAUCAUGGAUUCCGAUUUCUCUUCCAGCGGCAACGGGGUUUCUUCUGACGGAGAUUUUGCCUUCGCUUUCAACGACAGCAAUUUCUCCGAUCGUCUUCUUCGCAUCGAAAUCAUGGCUGGCUUGCCGGAGAACAAGUCUGACGGUGAGGGCUGCAACAGCAUCGCUGACUGGGCUCGCAAUCGGAAACGCAGGAGGGAGGAUAUCAAGAAGGAAGCUGCUACAGAUUUUACCUUGUGCCGUGAGGAGCAGAUUUUGAAUUGUGGACAGCCUGAUACUGAGGAUGGAGUGGCUUAUGAAAACCAGGAUGAGGAACCAGUGGCUAUGAUUGAGGAGUCACCUUCAGGUGAUGAGGCUGCCCAUAGUAAUGAAUCAUCAUGGAGCAUGGACUGUUCUACAGUUUUGAGAGUUAGGACGAUUCAUAUCAGCUCUCCGAUUUUGGCUGCAAAAAGUCCAUUCUUUUAUAAGCUUUUCUCAAAUGGGAUGAGGGAGUCAGAACAGCGACACGUAACAUUGAGAAUCAAUGCCUCUGAGGAAGCUGCCCUCAUGGAGCUUUUAAAUUUCAUGUACAGCAAUACCCUGUCAACAACCACAGCUCCAGCCUUAUUGGAUGUGCUGAUGGCUGCUGACAAAUUUGAGGUUGCUUCAUGCAUGAGGUACUGCAGCCGGUUACUGCGGAAGUUGCCCAUGACACCUGAAUCAGCUUUGCUCUAUUUGGAGCUUCCUUCCAGUGUUUUAAUGGCUGAAGCAGUUCAGCCGCUGACUGAUGCAGCCAAGCAGUACCUUGCUGCACGUUACAAGGAUAUAACCAAGUUCCAAGAAGAGGUGCUGAACUUGCCUCUAGCAGGAAUUGAGGCGGUGUUAUCCAGUGAUGAUCUACAGGUGGCAUCAGAAGAUGCUGUUUAUGACUUUGUGCUCAAAUGGGCACGGACCCAUUACCCAAAGCUGGAGGAUCGGCGAGAGAUUCUUGGUUCGCGUCUCUUCAGACUUGUUCGCUUCCCGUACAUGACCUGUCGAAAGCUGAAGAAGGUUCUCACCUGCAAUGAUUUUGACCAUGAGUUGGCAUCCAAGGUUGUGCUCGAGGCCCUCUUCUUCAAGGCUGAGGCACCGCACAGGCAGCGCAGUCUCGCUGCUGAGGAAUCAGCUGCCACAAAUCAUCGAUUUAUUGAGAGGGCCUACAAGUACCGUCCUGUUAAGGUGGUGGAGUUUGAGCUGCCACGGCAACAGUGUGUGGUGUAUCUGGACCUGAAGCGGGAGGAGUGUUUAAACUUGUUUCCAUCAGGGAGGGUAUAUUCACAGGCCUUCCACUUGGGUGGACAGGGGUUCUUCCUGUCUGCCCACUGCAACAUGGACCAGCAGAGCUCGUUCCAUUGCUUUGGGCUAUUUUUGGGAAUGCAGGAGAAAGGGUCAGUGAGCUUUGCAGUGGACUAUGAGUUUGCAGCAAGAUCAAAGCCCACAGAAGAGUACGUUAGUAAAUACAAAGGCAAUUAUACCUUCACAGGGGGGAAGGCAGUUGGUUACAGGAACCUGUUUGCUAUUCCAUGGACGUCUUUUGUGGCUGAGGACAGCCUUUACUUCAUCAAUGGCAUCCUUCAUCUCAGGGCCGAGCUCACCAUCAAACACUAACUCUGGCAACCAGAUCAUAGAGUUCAUAGGCUUACUAUUAUCAUUAGGCGCAGUGAAAAUGUGAGGCAGGGAGGGGAUAAAUCAUAAAUGUAUAAUGGGAGUAAGGCAAGGUGAGUGACUGGAUGAAUAGUGAACUUACUCAAUUCCCGCUUGAAUUAAAGACUUUUAAGAAGGGAAUUUGAGAAAUAUGGGGCUCAUAUUCAUGUCGUAUCUCCUGUAUGAUUUUCCCCCAACUUUUUAAUUGAUGGAAUGGAUAGAUUUCUGUCCUGUGAUUGUGGUGAUGGGAUGGCUGUAAAUUCUUGGUAGUUAAUAUAAUUCAAAUCAAGGUUCUCCAA
This is a messenger RNA of Nelumbo nucifera (sacred lotus), 2362 nucleotides long. RefSeq names its product BTB/POZ domain-containing protein POB1. Gene Ontology annotation, molecular function: protein binding. Lineage: Eukaryota; Viridiplantae; Streptophyta; Magnoliopsida; Proteales; Nelumbonaceae. Gene Ontology annotation, cellular component: nucleus. Gene Ontology annotation, biological process: response to red light. The record is from RefSeq and is a predicted model, not a curated record.